AAGUGGAAUGCCGGAGAGGUUUUGUUUUGACAAUGAUGGAGGAGGAAGAGUUUGAACUUGCUGAGGAUUUGGAGGCUAUUUUGCACCUAACACCGGAGGUGCAGCUAGCCAUUGAACAGGUUUUUCCCAGCCAGGACCCGCUGGACAGAGCAGACUUCAAUGCUGUGGAGUACAUCAACACACUGUUCCCCACCGAGCAGUCUUUGGCUAAUAUUGAUGAUGUGGUAAACAAGAUCCGUCUCAAGAUCCGGCGCCUGGAUGACAACAUCAGGACUGUGGUGAGGGGCCAGACCAAUGUGGGCCAGGAUGGCAGACAGGCUUUGGAAGAGGCCCAGAUUGCCAUCCAGCAGCUCUUUGGCAAAAUAAAAGACAUUAAGGACAAGGCAGAGAAGUCUGAACAAAUGGUCAAGGAGAUUACGAGGGACAUAAAGCAGUUGGACCAUGCCAAGCGCCACCUAACUACAUCCAUCACCACCCUCAACCACCUGCACAUGUUGGCAGGGGGCGUCGACUCUUUAGAAGCCAUGACCAGAAAGAGGCAGUACGGCGAGGUGGCCAACCUGCUGCAGGGAGUUGUCAAUGUGCUUGAACAUUUCCACAAGUAUAUGGGCAUACCCCAGAUCAGACAGCUUUCUGAGAGAGUAAAGGCAGCACAGAGUGAGUUGGGGACUCAGAUCCUGGCAGAUUUUGAAGAAGCCUUCCCCUCUCAAGGCUCCAAGAGACCAGGUGGGCCCAGUAACGUGCUGAGAGAUGCCUGUCUGGUGGCCAACGUGCUGGAUCCACGCAUCAAACAGGAGAUCAUUAAAAAGUUCAUCAGGCAGCACCUCUCAGAGUACCUGGUGUUAUUCCAGGAAAACCAAGAUGUUGCAUGGCUUGACAAGAUCGAUCGGCGCUACGCCUGGAUCAAACGGCAGCUGGUGGACUAUGAGGAGAAGUAUGGACGAAUGUUUCCGGAGGAGUGGUGCAUGACGGAGCGUAUUGCUGUGGAGUUCUGUCACAUCACCAGGGUGGAGCUCGCCAAGGUGAUGCGAACUCGGGCUAAAGAGAUUGAGGUGAAGCUGCUUCUGUUUGCUAUUCAGAGGACCACAAACUUUGAGGGACUUCUGGCCAAACGCUUCAUAGGAUGCACCUUGACUGACACACCCGGACAGAAGAGACCAGAGAGCCCUCUCGAGCCCACUAACCCCUUCCUGGAGGAUGAGCCAGGUGAGGAUGGGGGCACAGACAAGGACGAAGAUCUGGCUAAGCCCAGGAAGCCAAAAGCUCCGGACAACCCUUUCCAUGGCAUUGUCUCCAAGUGCUUUGAACCUCAUCUAUACGUCUACAUAGAAUCCCAAGACAAGAACCUGGGCGAGCUGAUUGACCGGUUUGUGGCUGACUUCCGAGCACAAGGCCCACCCAAGGCGGGCACGGAGGAGGGCGGAGCGGUGCUGCCCAGCUGUGCCGACCUCUUUGUCUAUUACAAGAAGUGCAUGGUGCAGUGCUCCCAGCUGAGCACCGGGGAACCAAUGAUUGCUCUCACAACCAUUUUCCAGAAAUUCCUGAGAGAGUACGCCUGGAAGAUCCUCUCUGGCAACCUGCCGAAAUCCAGCAGCGUCAACAGCGUCGGUCUCACCAUCAGCAGUCUGUUGAAGGAGAAAGAAGGCUCAGAAGCUGCAAAGUUCACUAUGGAUGAACUCUGCUUGAUCUGCAGCAUCCUCAGCACGGCGGAGUACUGCCUGGCUACCACACAACAGUUGGAAGAGAAGCUUAAGGAAAAGGUGGAUAAACUCCUCGUGGAGAGAAUUAAUUUGACUGGGGAGAUGGAUACAUUCAGCACUGUGAUCUCAAACAGCAUCCAGCUACUUGUUCAAGAUCUCGAUGCUGCAUGUGACCCUGCUCUCACUGCUAUGAGCAAGAUGCCGUGGCAGAGUGUGGAGCACGUAGGAGACCAGAGUCCUUACGUGACAUCAAUCAUCAUGCACAUUAAGCAAAAUGUGCCGAUCAUCAGAGACAAUCUGGCCUCCACGCGCAAAUACUUCACACAGUUCUGCAUCAAGUUCACAAACUCUUUCAUUCCCAAGUUUAUCAACCACCUGUUCAGAUGUAAGCCUAUCAGCAUGGUGGGAGCUGAACAACUCCUCCUUGACACUCACUCCCUGAAGACAGUCCUGCUGGAUCUGCCCUCCAUAGGCUCCCAGGUGCUCCGCAAGGCACCUGCCAGCUACACCAAGAUAGUGGUGAAAGGCAUGACCCGGGCAGAGAUGAUCCUGAAGGUGGUGAUGGCCCCGCAUGAACCACCGGUGGUGUUUGUCGAUAACUACAUCAAACUCCUGGCUGAUGGAAACCCUGAGACCUUCCAGAAGAUUCUGGACAUGAAGGGUCUAAAGCGCAGCGAGCAGAGCAGCAUGCUGGAGCUCUUCAGGCAGAGGCUACCCACUCCACCCUCCGGAGGGGACGGCGGCUCCUCUCUCUUCAGCGCCCCCACCCCUGAGCAGGAGUCCUCCCGCAUCCGCAAACUAGAGAAACUCAUCAAGAAGAGACUGUGAACAGACAAACACUAGCUAGCAUCUUGAAAAUUAAAAAUAGCUGAAGGCUGGGACAGUCGUCGUGUCUUUUUGCAGUAAUUCAUCUCAAAGACUUCAUUAUGCUCCAUUCAGUUAUCGUGGAGAAAGAGCAAAAAGUUGACUGGAUUCUCUGACUGACAGUAAUAUGAACCCAAGCUGACGCUGGAUUAUGAAGAAACUUCCUCAAAUGCUACUUGCUGUUGUUGCGUCAUUUACUUCUGUAAUUUCCCACCUUUUUUUUUUUUCAUGACACCAAUGCCUGAGCUUUGUAACAUAAGUGCUGUAUUGCAGUGUAUGUGCACUCAGAAAACGAUUGUAGUGCUGUUAACUCAAUUCUGCUCAUCAAAACUAAUGUUUUCUGAUCGUAACUUAUUUCAGUGAUAGCCAUGGUUUUCCUCAACCAAUCAAAUUCUGGGAAAGUUGAGAAUACCUGGUUGAAAUCUGUAUGCAUAUCUGCCGUCCUUUAAAGUGGACACGCGUCAUAGGUGUCGGGAUUGUUUAUGUAAAUGGUGGCAAAAAUGAAUCACUUAAUCCGGUUUUACAGUCCCCAAAAAUCUAGGACGAAGAGAAUCUUUGCUUUGCCAGUCAUACAUGAGGCUGGCUUUAUCAUCUUGGCAUUCAAAAUCCCUCUAGGUUGACUUGAAAAUUAGAACCAGCUAGCUGAAGUCUUUUAACUCUGGCCAUUGCCUGGGGUGUAUGCUAUAUAUGUGUAUAUAACAGGAGUACACAUGGGUGCGGGCAGUCGUAUUUGUUUAAAGUUCCCAAAUAUUCUUUGAUAAUUUAAUCCUCUGUCUCCUUUGCAUUCACAUGAAACCCAGGUUUUGUUUUACUGUAGCCAUUUAUCCAUGCCUUCAUAUCCACAGGGAAAAUUGCACUGAGACAACAAAAUGGGUUUGUCUCAAAACUUGUAUCCUCAGCUAUGUCAAAUACAGUGCAUCCCUCUCCCUAGAAAAGAGAAAUAAAUCUUUUAUUUAAAGUUAAUGCCCCAAUCAUGAUGCCAGUCCCUCUAAGUUGUAGUAAAUCAAGUAAAUGUAACUGCAUUUAUGUACACAUUCCGGCCUUGUGGUACAAAAAGCCUGUUUGUAUUGUCUGAAUUGUGUGUUACACAUGCAAUUGUUAAACACUAUUAAACAUUGCCACCGUGUUA
Centropristis striata (black sea bass) is the source of this 3693-nucleotide messenger RNA. RefSeq names its product VPS53 subunit of GARP complex (gene vps53). Gene Ontology annotation, biological process: retrograde transport, endosome to Golgi. The transcript is spliced from 22 exons. Bases 33 to 2528 code for a protein of 831 amino acids. Gene Ontology annotation, cellular component: GARP complex. The record is from RefSeq and is a predicted model, not a curated record. Lineage: Eukaryota; Metazoa; Chordata; Actinopteri; Perciformes; Serranidae.